AUGACCCAUGAUGCCCAGAGUGAAGAAAUGUCUAACAGCAGCUCCAUUGGGCACUUCCUCCUCCUGGCAUUGGCAGACACGCAGCAGCUGCAGCUCCUGCACUUCUGCCUCUUGCUGGGCAUCUCCCUGGCUGCCCUCCUGGGCAAUGGCCUCAUCAUCAGCGCCGUAGCCUGCAGUCACCACCUGCACACGCCCAUGUUCUUCUUCCUGCUCAACCUGGCCCUCAGCGACCUGGGCAUGAUCUGCACCACUGUCCCCAAAGCCAUGCACAAUUCCCUCUGGCACACCAGGACCAUCUCCUACUCAGGAUGUGCUGCACAGGUAUUUUUCUUUGUCUUUUUCAUUGCAUCAGAAUUUGCAUUUCUCACCAUCAUGUGCUACGACCGCUACGUGUCCAUCUGCAAACCCCUGCACUACGGGACCCUCCUGGGCAGCAGAGCUUGUGCCCACAUGGCAGCAGCUGCCUGGGCCAGUGGCUUUCUCUUUGCUCUGCUGCACACAGCCAAUACAUUUUCCCUGCCCCUCUGCCAUGGCAAUGCCCUAGGCCAGUUCUUCUGUGAAGUUCCCCAGAUCCUCAAACUCUCCUGCUCACAUUCCAGCUUAAGGGAAGUUGGGCCUCUUGUGGUCACUUUUUGUUUAGGUUUUGGUUGUUUUGUGUUUAUGGUUUUUUCCUAUGUGCAGAUCUUCAGGGCUGUGCUGAGGAUACCCUCUGAGCAGGGACGGCACAAAGCCUUUUCCACCUGCCUCCCUCACCUGACCGUGCUUUCCCUGUUCCUCAGCACUGACACAUUUGCUCACCUGAAGCCCCCCUCCGUCUCUUCCCCAUCCUUGGAUCUGGCAGUGUCAGUUCUGUACUCGGUGGUGCCCCCAGCCCUGAACCCCCUCAUCUACAGUCUGAGGAACCAGCAGCUCAAGGAAUCUCUCAGGAAAGCUGUGACUGGAUGCUUUUCAGCCUUUUCAUUGUCCCAUAAGAGCCCUCACAGUGCUUUGCAUUGGGAGCGACAAAGGACCUGGCAACAUACCCCUGCUUUGGCUCCUGCCGUCUCUCAGAAUUCUCUUUCCCUCAAGGGGCUUCAAGUGGGUCAGAACCUGGGAAGGGACAGCAGGUCAUAG
Melospiza melodia melodia is the source of this 1113-nucleotide messenger RNA. Its product is annotated as olfactory receptor 14C36-like. The record is from RefSeq and is a predicted model, not a curated record. Bases 1 to 1113 code for a protein of 370 amino acids. Gene Ontology annotation, molecular function: odorant binding; olfactory receptor activity; G protein-coupled receptor activity. The transcript is spliced from 2 exons. Lineage: Eukaryota; Metazoa; Chordata; Aves; Passeriformes; Passerellidae. Gene Ontology annotation, biological process: G protein-coupled receptor signaling pathway. Gene Ontology annotation, cellular component: membrane.